UGUACGGUGUGCCGUUUCUCUGUUCCGUUCAUAGGAGCGGUAUCUUCUCGUGCUAAACGAUAAUUUCAUACAAAGUUCCCUCUAUUAACUUUUAUGUUAUGGUUGCAUUCUUAUUCCGUUAUCCCCUCACCUGUAGUUAUUCUUCAAACUAUCAUGAAACAUUGUUCAAAGAUUUAAAAUAACUCUACCUUGAGUUCUGAUAUGCGUUUCUGUAUGAUGAAUUUAAGGUAUUUUCGCACGAAAUUCUAUGACAUUCAUAAGACUGAAAGGCGUUUUAAGUAUUCAAUUUUUUUUUUUCAAAGGAGCAUUAAGUAGAUUGGUUAACGUGAUGGAGGUGAGGUUAAAAAACUAGUUUCUAUAUUACGUCGAAACUUUUUCAAGAUAUAAUACGAAAUUGAAGUUCAUUACGAUAUCAAAUCAAAACAGAUUGUUUUCCAACUCAUUUCAAUUAAUGAAAUCAGAAAUAAACCAGAAUAUGAUUAGAAACGAUUGAAUGAGCUAAACAUAUAUCUUAGGGAGGAAGAAAUGCCUACAUUUAGAUUGUGGAAAGUGAAAUGAACUGACGGCGACAGACAGAAAUCCCUCUGAAUUCAUGCUGCAAAAUCAGAAGUGUUACAAUAUCUCCAUUAUUUAUACCUAGUCGUAGAUCUCCUGAAACUCUCGUGCUGUGUUCACGAAUCUCCCUCAUUAAAUUUUCAUUGAUGCUCGCACAGAAUGCUUAUUACCAUCAAAUACUUCUGUUUCCUCUUUGCUGCGAUCAUCCUACUAGAGCGAACAGUCAAAGCGACUACGGAAGGCAUGACUCCCACUGCAGAGUCAAAGGUUGAUCCUUCCCUGGCUACUCGUCAAGAGGUCUAUGAGGCAGCUGAGGAUAUAUGGGCGCGGGUACAAGCCUUAAAUACACUAGCUCCUGAGUUCCAAGGGCAGAACAACACUGAAGUGGCAGCCCAAGUAGGAGGCGAAGCAACUUUCAGCUGUUACACUUAUCAUCUUUCAGAUGAAAUGGUAACGUGGUUGAAAAGAGAUGACGACAACCUCUUGACGGUUGGACAGCAAGUUUAUGCUGCUGAGGAGAGAUUUUCAGCUGUCCACUCAGAUCACACGGAGGCAUGGGAACUUUGGGUGAAAGAUGUCCAAUUGUCAGAUGCAGGCCAAUACGAAUGUCAGCUAACGACUCAUCCUCCUGUAUCAUUUUUCUUCAUUCUAUCUGUUACUCAGGCAGAAGCAGCGGUGAAAGGACCCAGCGAGGUUCAUAUAGAAGAGGGAUCACACCUGGCUCUCGAGUGCCAGGUCGUUAACGCUCCAGUACCACCUGUCUACAUAUUCUGGUAUCAUAACAACAGCAUGGUUAAUUAUAUCCAACAUCAGUCACUACAGGUCGACCACCUCAAUUAUACCAGUAGUCUUGUCGUCGAAAGAGUAAGUCCGCACCACGCAGGGACGUACACAUGUGAACCUCACUUGGCACUUCCAGCAAAUGUAACUGUGCAUGUCGUUACAGAUAAGCGUCCAGCAGCAAUGCAGCAAGAUCGGAAUAAAAGUGAAGACGGUCCAUCUUCCACAGCCAGUAAAGCAUCCUCCUUACUACCUGUCUCUGCAUCUAACCUUCCUAUGGUCUUUACCUGCAUCUUGCUGCUCACGUGUUGUAUACAUACCAGGGGUGACAGUCAAAGUCCCGUCGGUUAG
Molecule: messenger RNA, 1686 nt
Organism: Macrobrachium nipponense
Lineage: Eukaryota; Metazoa; Arthropoda; Malacostraca; Decapoda; Palaemonidae
Product: lachesin-like
Exons: 7
Coding region: 715-1686 (323 amino acids)
Biological process (GO): synapse organization
Cellular component (GO): neuron projection membrane
Source: RefSeq, a predicted model, not a curated record